This is a messenger RNA of Colossoma macropomum (tambaqui), 4413 nucleotides long. RefSeq names its product probable G-protein coupled receptor 132. Gene Ontology annotation, molecular function: G protein-coupled receptor activity. Gene Ontology annotation, cellular component: membrane. Lineage: Eukaryota; Metazoa; Chordata; Actinopteri; Characiformes; Serrasalmidae. Gene Ontology annotation, biological process: G protein-coupled receptor signaling pathway. Bases 108 to 1103 code for a protein of 331 amino acids. The transcript has 3 exons. The record is from RefSeq and is a predicted model, not a curated record.
CAGCAAGAGGCCUGUGACUGCGGCGGUUGAGUCUGAAACACAGUGUGAAAAAUAGCUUAGAGGUUCAGAGCUUCAAAUGUCUUUCACAUGUCAAAGGCAUAGAAAUCAUGUUUCUGAACCUGACGAAUGGGAGCUGCCAUCUCCCCCUGGAGACAGACCGAGUUGGUCUCACCUACAUCUACAGCCUGGCUUUCUCUCUGGGCCUCCCAGCCAAUCUGCUGUCCCUUUGGGGACUGUACCAACUGGGCCGCUCGGGUGGCGGUGGCUGCCAGCUGGUUUACAUACUCAAUCUGCUGCUGUCAGAUCUUCUCCAGCUACUGACCUUACCUCUGUGGAUUCUCUACCUACAAGGGGCACACCGCUGGCCCUAUGGCUCCAUUACCUGCCAGUUGGUGGGCUAUGUCUUCUAUGUGAACAUAUAUGCAAGUGUCAUCUUCCUGUGCCUCAUUGCCCUGGACCGAUGUCUUGCCAUCGUGCACCCACUAAGCAGCCGUGGUGUGAGGAAAGUACGCCUGGCUGCAUUCUCUGGCGUGGUGGUCUGGACUCUCAUAUUUCUCUUCUGCCUAAUCGGCCUUUAUCCAUCCGUAUUUGAGCCCCAGAGGGGCUUGUGUCUGGAGCAGUAUCCCGUCAGCCAGAGAUAUGCUUACUUUAAGAUAGCCACGGUGGCCCUGGGUUUUCUGAUGCCAUGCUCUAUACUGGGCUACACAUCUGCCAAAAUCGGGGUAACACUCCACAACUCCCCUUCUGUCUCCGACCACGAGUGCCACAGAAUCGUAGGCACCCUCACGGUGAUCACCAUCAAUUUCAUUGUGGUCUUUGGCCCCUACCACAUGGUGGGCGGUUACAGAUUCAUAGCGCUGCUGCUAACUGAGGACCAGUGUGCGUUGGAACGCUCCGUCUACCUGUGCUACAGGAUCUGCUAUGGGCUAACCAGUCUAAACACCCUGCUAAAUCCCCUCUUCUACAUCUUCCUCUGUCAUGAUGUCCGCCUUGAGCUCUGGAGGUCUCUGCCCUGUCUGAACAGGCACUCUCGUACUCACCCUGGGUUGAGGAUCAUGACCUUUGACCCAAAAGAUCAGCUGAAUAGCAGUGCAAAUGUGUAGUCAUCACAUGCAGAUGCUAAUCUGUGAUGGAUUCCUUUUGGAAUGUGCUACAGAAGCCUGCAGGUUUUUAUGAGAUGACGCUUAAAUGGCUUAUCAGGUAUCUGUGACGAAUUACCUGUCACAGAUCGCAUCGGCCUGUUCACUGGGGCUGCUGGUAUGACAUACACGUAGGCUACAUGCGGUCUAUCAGUCAGUGAGGUAAAUUUCUAAGUGAUGACAAUAUCUUCAGCCAAGCAUUACGACUAGAAAACAGCGGAGACAGCAAGUACUAUAACUGAUCAAAAAUGCUUCUCCCAUACUUUACAUUUUAGCACAGCUGAAUGUUUUGCACUCCAAGUGCUCUUGAAAACAAAAUCUGGCAGCAGAUGUUCCUCAUUUUUUCGGAAUGUCCAGGGCACUCAGAAAAUGCAUUGGUGGAAAAAAAUUUGAGUAUUUUUAAAUGGGGUUGAUUUUCAACUAAGCUACUUCCACUAGCGAAAAUCUAGUGAAAAAAGUGAAGUUAAGUGUGGCCUGUGCAAAAGUUAUGGUAUAUUUUAUAUUUUAUGGGUUUUUUUCCCCAAUAUGUUUAACUCAGCAAAUAAAUAGAAAUUGUGCACUAAAACUUGCUGAAAAUGCCAUAUUUGAGUUUGCUCUCUGUAGAGGAUAUGUUAAAUUAUUUUCACAUAGGCAGUCAACUGUAGUCUGCCUGGGGGUGUUCAAAAUUUUGCAUAUGACUGUAUAACACUGAUCUGCAUCUCAGAUGGAUUCAGUAUCAGUACAGAAACCAGACACAGCUGCUUUUCCUCCUUCUCAAGUAGUCACAAGAUGUUAUUUGAAGGAAGUUUUUCACUUGAGCAAAUUUCCUCUAUAGCAACAAUUCUUCUACUUGAAUGAAGUUUGUUUUGAACUAUUUCCACCAUUGGUUCCCGGUAUAGACCUGUAAUUGGUAUUCUUUUUAGAAUGUGUUUGAGAAUGUUUAGGCACCCUUGUGUCAAGUCCAAGCUCAGUCCAAGCUUUCUGCCUUAAUUUACUGGGCUACAGUUUAAAUCCAGUUCUGGGGUCAAUCAGCAAAACUAAAAAUCUGUAUUCUAUUACUGCACACCUGAUUCAACACGUGAUGGCUUGACACUUGUUAUACUCUGACAGUUAUGUUAGAGCGGGAAAAACCGUGUAGGCGAAUGUGCCCCAGCACUGGAGCUAAAACAUGCUGACCUAAUACACAUCCAAGAGUGACACCUACAGGGUAAGAUAAGUUACUUACAGAGAGUUUUUCCACAGUACAAUGACAUAUUUGCAUUACUAUUUAGUAGUGGUUUACUACAAGGUAAAGGGAAUAUGGUUUAAUUUCAAUCAAUGGCAUGCUUUGAAGAACAAAUCAAGAGAGCUAACUUCUAGGUUGAAAUUCAUUAUUGCUUUCUAAUUUUCUUGUGCUCUGCUAGAUAAUUCUGCAGUGCUUAGACUUUUAAGAGCCAAGCCAGACUAGGGAAACUAAAGAAUGUCAGUUUAUUAACAAGAGUGUAUUGGCUUGAGAUUACCGGUCAAACCAUUUAAAGAUGUGAGAGGAUGUAAGAGAGGCUGAAAAUUUAUUUGUAAUUAAAAAAAAGCAAAGACAUUUUUGUGUGUAAUUGUUUUCAAUUAUUUGGAUUGAAGUAAUGCCAUUUUCCCUUUCAGCUAAGACAUCUGCUGUGUGAAAAAAUACUUUAUAGCUGGCAUCUCCUUUCAAACUUCUCAUGGUAACACAAAGAGCAACACGUGUGCUUACUUAUACAGUCGUAUGCAAAAGCUAAUAGUGGUAGCAGUGACAAGUCAGUAAUGAAAUGGCAAGAUAAUGUUAACAAACUUUAAUUACUUGUCAAUAAAUUGUUAAUUUGGCAGUUGAUACAAAACGUUGAGACAUACUAAACAAUCCAUAAUUUUAGCCCCUUUUUUAUGUUUUUUACAUUUUAUAUUAAAUUCCAAUCCAGUUCUAACAGCAUAAUAUCUGCUUAAUCAAAGUAUUACUACAAUUCUUUCAAAUCCCUAUAGGAUUUUAUAAUAUUAGGGUUAUAGCUGUUACAGUUACUGACAACUAGAAAAUGAGCAAAAUUACCAUUUCAGUAUCUUCUUAUUACUGAUCUGUGAAGUGCUACCAUGUGUUCUCUGUAGAGGAUGUGUAAACUUAUUUUCACUCAGAAAAUCAACAAAAGUCAUUUGACCAGGGACACAUUAUUUAGUGAUCUUUAAUGUUUUAUCUCAUCAACUUCAUUGUUUUUGUUAAUAUACUGCCAUACUGAAAUUGAUACCUGCAACACACUCCACAAAAGUUGGGACAGGGGCAAUUUAAGACUAGAAACAUUGUUAAGUGUUCAGACAACAUUUUAAAAUAGGUAAUAAAGUCAUGCUUGAGUGUAAAAGCAAAAUUCAGAAAAGGCUUUGUGAGCCUUAUGAAUAUCAAAAGAUUUGGAGAACCCCAAAAAAUCUCUGUGUAUAAAGGACAAGGCCAAAAAACACAACUGAAUGCCUGUGACCUUUGAUUCCUCAGAUAGCACUGAAUUAAAAUUAUUUCUGUGAUGGAUUUCACAACAUAGGCUCAGGAAUACUUUGACAAACUGUUCUCAAUAAACAGUGUUCAUCACUUCAUCCACAAAUGCAAGUUAAGACUGUACUAUGCACAGUGGAAGUCAUAUGUCAACAAUGUGCAGAAACACCACCAACUUCUCUGGGCUUGAGCUCAUCUGAAAUAGACCUAUGCACAGUGGAAACAUGUGUUGUGGUCUGAUGAGUCAACAUUUCUGAUUUUUUAUGCAAAUAAUGGAAGUCAUGUUCUCCACGCCAAAGAAGUAAAUGACCAUUCAGAUUGUUACCAGCGCAAAGUUCAAAGGCCAGAGUCUCUCAUGAUAUGCGGUGUAUUAGUCAUUAACCUGCACAUCUGUGAAAGCACAAUUAACCCUGAAAGUGAUAUACAUUUUGGAGCAACAUAUACUGCCUUCUGUAUGAUGCCAUCAUUCUCAGGAACGUCCAUGAUUGAUUUAACAUGACAACAGCAGGAAACAUUCUACAUGUGUUACAAUAGCAUGGCCGUGUAAUCAGAGAGUGUAGGUAGUAGACCUGCCUCCCCGCCUCUUAUUGAAAACGUGUGAUGUAUAAUGAAGUGCAAAAUACAACAAUGAAGUCCCCGCUGAAGACAGAAAAAUUGCCUUCCAAAAUGAAUUAAUUAGUGUCUUCAGUCUCCAUAUUGUUGUUACAUGCUGUUAAGAAAAAGGUAAUGUAACACAGUGGUACACAUGUAUCUGUGCCAACUUUUUUUGGAACAUGUUGCAGACAUUGUAUUUGGAAUGAGUAUAUUUAUGAA